GCAUAUAUAUAUAUUUAUAAAAAUGAAAUUUGGAUCACAGUUAAAAGACGCUAUCUAUCCUGAAUGGACAGAAUACUAUAUUGAUUAUGAUGGCUUAAAAAAGAGAUUAAGAAAAGCAGAGAAAGACAAGCCAUUUACAGAAAAGGAUGAAAUAGAGUUUGUUGAAUUAUUGGAUAACAAUCUAGAAAAAGUCUAUGCUUUCCAUCAAGAGAAAAUGGAAGAUAUCAAGAUGAAAAUCGAUAUGGAGGAUGACAAGAUCAAUACGCAAAUACCCAGUCAAGACAGUGUGAAUGAAAUGAGUGCUAUUCAAGAACGUAUCAACUGGAUUGCAGAUGACAUUAAUCGCCUUGCUCGAUUCUCUCGUAUCAACUAUACUGGCUUCCUCAAGAUUGUCAAGAAACACGACAGACACACAGAUUAUGUCCUUCGUCCUAUGUUUAUGGUCCGCUUAAACCAAUGUCCCUUUUGGAAUGAAGACAAUGAUGCCUUGUUGAUCAAGUUGUCUCAACUGUUCUCUAAAGUAAGAGAGGGUGGCAUGACCAUGUCCUUUAAGCCUGCUUCUCAAGCAGUUCAUUUUAUGGAAGAUCGAGCCUCAGACAGUCGUCGAUUGGUCGUCAAACGUUUCUUUGUCCAGACAGAGAAUGUACUGGAACUCAAGACUUAUGUAUUGCGUCAUUUGCCUGUCUUGGUCUACCGCGACAAUAACUCAAAGAGACAAGACAAUAUUGACCCUCCUAUUUCCACGCUUUAUUUAGACAAUGCUGAUCUGGAUUCAUACAAUUCCCGUGUAGAAGCAGCUGAAGGAUCUCAAGUCAUUCGUCUUCGUUGGUAUGGUAGUGCCAAAGGAAACAGUUCUAUUGCAUUUGAGCGUAGAACAUUGGAUGAAGAGAACCGGGGGGAAUUAAAGGAUCGAUUUACCAUCAAAGAUAAAUAUGUUGCUGGUUUCCUUCAAGGGGAUUCAACAUUUAUUGAUAAAUCAGUCCGUAAGAUGAAGAACAAUGGCAAGAGUCAAGAAGAAAUUGAAAAGCAUCAACAACUGAUUCAACAGAUACAACAUACCAUUCGAGAAAAGGGAAUGCAGCCAGUGUUACGCACCUAUUACCGUAGAACGGCUUUCCAAAUUCCUGGGGAUAGAAGUGUCCGUAUGGCCUUAGACACUGACCUGUGCUUUAUCAGAGAAGAUUCUGGACUGUUCCCUGAUGACAACACAGUACGUCGACCAGAGGACGCAUGGCGUAGACCUGAUGCAGAUACCAAUUUCCCUUUUGAUCAUCUCAAGAAUGAAAAUGAUAUCAACCGAUACCCUUUUGCCACUUUUGAAAUCAAACUUGAAUUGGCACCUAAUGAGAAAGAACCUGAAUGGAUUGUGGAUCUUGAAGAGAGUGGUAUUCUUGAAGAAGCCUUUGGUUUCUCUAAAUUUGUCCAUGGUAUUGCUGUCAUCUUUGAUGCCCGUGUGCCUCUUUUGCCUUACUGGUUGGCCCAGAUGGAGAAUGAUAUACCAUUAUUGCCCUCACCUUCAAAAGGAAUAAGUAAAUCAGCCAAUGAAGUGGAAUCUAUUCACUCAACAUCACCCCCACGUGGGCCUACUUCAGCCAAUGAACGCUCUGGCUUGUUGAAUGCUGGAUCCUCUUCUUAUAUGAGUACCACAGACCAUGCACGUACCAUUCAGCCUCAAGAAAUUGGUCCCUCUCGUUUGAUUGAGCAUAUCAAUGCUGUCUUUAACACCUUGAUCGGUAAACCUCAGCCUUCUUUACGCCAUCAACAACAGUUUGAAAGGCAGUUGGAUGCUGCACCUGUCAUUUUACCCCCAGGUGUCAAAGUACCCAAAAAGGUGGCGACACCACUCCGGGUUGAACCUAAGGUCUUCUUUGCCAAUGAACGUACUUAUUUCUCAUGGAUGUCGUUUGGUACACUCAUUUCUACCUUUUCACUUGCUCUGUUCAAUGCAGGGGAUGCGACUGGUAAGAUCAGUGGUAUUGUCUAUACACUUGUGUCUAUCUCUACAUUGAUGUACGGUAUGGGUCUUUAUUAUCGUCGUCGUGAAUUGAUUCAUAACCGAGCUGCUGGUCCUUAUGAUGAAUUGAUGGGUCCAACUGUCAUUUGCUUUGCUUUGUUGUUUGCAGUGGGUUUGAAUGCCUACCUUAAGUUUACCGUCAAAUCCCCUUCUUUAUUCUAUCUUUAAAUAAACGCGUUUUGCUUUAUAGUUUGGUAGUACGAUUCCAUUUAUUUUCAUCUCCCUU
Molecule: messenger RNA, 2240 nt
Organism: Gilbertella persicaria
Lineage: Eukaryota; Fungi; Mucoromycota; Mucoromycetes; Mucorales; Choanephoraceae
Product: VTC domain-containing protein
Exons: 3
Coding region: 23-2182 (719 amino acids)
Cellular component (GO): fungal-type vacuole membrane; vacuolar transporter chaperone complex
Source: RefSeq, a predicted model, not a curated record